CCCGCCCGCCGCCCCAGCUGCGGACUCCGUGACCAGCUGUCGGGUGACCCAGUGGAGUCGCAGACGUGCAGCGACCUCUGGCUGUCCCUGGAGUCGGGGCGGCUCCCAAGACGGGCACAGGCGGGCGCAGCUAGGCAAGCUCCAGGGCGCGGGAGACCUGCAGCAGCCGCCCCAGUGCAGCCCUGCACCGGACGCUCCGCUGCGAAUGCCAGGUCUGCACUGCCGACUACCUCUGCCCACCCCGGCUGCGCUGGACGACUGGCCUCCCUGGACAGCUGGCCUCCCGCGGGGCAGGAGUCUUGGAGAGCCUGGCAGAUGCACACUGGUGUUGGGGCAGCGGUCCUGGGGCGCAUGGUGGACUCUGGUGCUUUCUGGCCUGGCACCCCCAGAGUGGGGCUAAUAAACACCUGUUUUGUUCUCUUACCUGAGUCCCAACGCAAUUGGGAAACCAAGUGUUAGAAGCUGAGUCACCUUCGUGCCCCAGCCGACGCUGGAGGGCGUGCCUUGGGGCGCCCUGGGCAGGUGCUCCAACCCGGCCCAGGCAGUUCCCCGGGGCAGUUCCCUGGGGCCGUGUCCCUGCACCUUGGUGGAGGAGCGGAGUGGGGACUCGGCCAGUGGGGCCUGGCUCCCAAACCACGGGGCAGGUCUCUGGAAGGAAGCACCUGGGCUGCCACCUCACCCGCUCGGAAGGGAGGGGCCGGGGAGCGGCGGAGUUGAAACCGGGUACCCAGCACCCUCAGCACCGGCUUCUGGGUCAACCUGGAGACACCAACAGGGCCUUGCCGUGCCCUCACCCAAUCCCUGCGCGGCCUGGCUCAGCGGUCACACACAAGGAUGGUGGCUGAGCAAGCGACCGGCCGCGGGGACCUGUGAGGGAGCUGGAGGCCAGCCAGCCCCAGAGCCCGCCGGGAGCACGUCCACUCCAAGCCCAGUGGAGGGCCAGGCUCCUGGUCGGUUCCCUGCCCCAGGACCUCCAGCCCUGGUUCCCCCACAGGGUCUUCACGGCCCCGGAAGGCUGCACCAGCCCCAGCCCUUGUGUCUUCAUCCCAGCGCACAGGAAAGAAGGGAGGAGCAGUUCUCCCACCACCUCUGCUUACCCUGUGACCAGGACCGGGCUCACACCCCGCCCCUUGGAGCCCCAGCAGGGCUGCCCUUGAUCUCCGCGGGAGCCUUCCUGGGGGGGGGGCAUGUGCCCCCCUAAAAUAAGGGGGGUGGAUGAGGGAGACCUCAUGUGGUAGGACAGGGAGCAGGCUCUGCCUCAGGCCCUGGAGAGCCGGCCUGCCAAAGCAGCAACCCCAGGGGUGGGCUGGGUUCUGAAGGGGGCAGUGAUCUUGGAGUCCGAGACAGACUCACCAGGAUGGGGGGAGAGUCUGAGAGGCCCAACUGGACGCCAGUGCUGUGACCGUGGGUGUGGGCCGAGGGCAGGGGUGACCCCAGGACCUCCGAGCACGGCCUGCUUGGAGACAGCGCCUUGCGAGAGUGAGCGCUGGAGGUGCUGAGCCGGCCAGGCCAGUGUGCUUAUAGGGGGACCUGGACCAGGGCAUGGAGGGGUGAGCAGGGCACAGGGGGCCGAGGAGGUCUCCUGCACACCUGGGCCCUGAGGGCCAGCCUCCAGGGCUCAGGGGCAGCUUCCCUGGUCUCCGCCUGGCGCAGGGGUGGGUGUGGCUGGUGUGUGCCCUGAGUCUGAGACUGGCUGGUGCUGGGGACCCGCGGCUCCAGGAAGCCCAGGGUGCGGCGAGGAGGUGGGCCCCUCCCCUCCUGGAGUGAGUGGCCUCUAAAGCAAGACCUGGGAGUUCCCAGAAGGUGGAGGGGGCAGAGCAGGCUGGGCUCCCGGCCAAGGUCGGGGAGAGAGGGCCAGGGCUGGGUCCCACCCACCGGGUCAUGCAGGCAUGGGCUUGAGCUCGGGGGCGGGGGCGUUGGAUGAAGACCCGGCGGCAGUCGGGGCAUGGGAGUUUGUAGGAAACUCAGUGAGGAGAGAUGGAGGGUGCAGAGGCACUGUCGGGGUGCAGCACCAAGCCACACCCAUCACCUCUAUGGAAGAAAGGCAGCUUGCCCCGGCUGCUUCCCAGCGGCCCCCCUGAGGCAGCGGGGGUGGGGGGCAUCUGGAACUCCGGGCUCCUGGCGUCGAGAACCCUCCCUGUCUCCAAGGGCCGAGGUUCCGGGCACAAUGUGCAAGGCAGUUGUCCUGAGCCGAAGGACUCGGGAGGGGUGCCGGACAAUGCACAGGGAGGAGGACACGGAGGAGCAGAUCCAGGAGCUGAAGACCAUCACUCGGCUGCAGGAGCAAUGCCGGGCGCUCCAGGUCCAGGCCAUAAAGGAGAAGGCCGUCAAGAACAAGGCCACGCUGGCCCUCCUCAACAGCAACAUCCGCCGCGCGGCCCAAGACUGGGCCUCGACCAGGAAGUCCGACCAGCGGAUCAUCGCCAGGGCCUGCGGGAAGGACCUGUCCACGCGGCUGGCGCACUGCCCCCACACCAUGGAGGUGGCGCGGGACAAGCUGCGCAAGUACGUGCACGACCGCGAGAGGGCGCACAACGCGCUGAGCCACCUGGUGCGGCGGCGCGGGCAGAGGCUGGACAGCCUGCGCCGGGAGCUCGCCCGCCUGCAGGGCCAGCCGGGCGCCACGCGCGAGGAGCGGCGGCAGCUGCAGGUCAUCCGCCAGCUGGAGAACAACAUCGAAAAGACGGUGGUCAAGAUCAACUCGAGCCGGCACAUCCACCUGCUGUACGCGCACCUGCUGGAUUACCUGAAGAAAGAGCUGGUCGGGUACUCCACACAGCUGGACAAGCUACAGACCCUGGUGGUCAGCUACUGCUCAGAGCUUUCGGACAUGACCGUCAUGUCCCAUGAUGCCAUGAUGAUCACGGAUGAGGUCAAGCGGAACAUGCGGCAAGGCGAGGCCACCUUCAUCCAGGAGCGCCGGGCGCGGGAGAACCGGCUCAACCAACAGAAGAAGCUGAUCGACAAGGUCUACAGCAAGGCGGCCAGCGAGAAGUACCGCCGGGGCCAGCAGGACCUGGACUUCCCCACCAGCCUGAUGGGCCUGGAGAUGGCGAAAGUGAUGAAAACACGGGCCUCCAAGGCUGAAAUCCAGUACCAGAAGGACGUGGCGGCUCCGGUGGAGAAAGUCAAGGCCGCCGUGCGCUGCUCCCACCUUUGGGACAUCGCCGGCCGCUUCCUGGCGCAGAGGCACACGGAGGAGAACCUGGACCUGCAGAUGGAGGACUGCGAGGCGCGGCGGGCGCGGCUGCAGGCCCUGAUGCAGAAGCUGGAGCUCGAGGAGGCCGUGCUGAGGUUCCAGCAGACGCCCACCUCCACCAGCUUUGAGUCGCUGGAGAGGAGAAUGCAGGACAUGCUGAGAGAAGAGGAGCAGCGGCUGCAGCUGGCCCUCGUCAACACGAGCAGAGGCCAGCAGCUGCUGCUGACUGUCCAGACGGGUAUUGACAACCUCUACGUCCGCCUCAUCGGCGUCACCAUGCCCGGCACCCAGGCGCCUACAGCCCCCGGCGCCCUGGACAUGUACAGCAAGCUGGCCUUCUGCGAGGGCAGGCUUGUGCAGCUGGCCAACAGCGUGCAGGCGCUCGCCGGGACCCAGGAGGUCCACGCCAAGGUGAGGGACGCCCUGGAGUCCUCGACUCUGAGGGAGCAGCAGAACACCAAGAUCAGCUUCGAGGACCUGGAGGACGACAUGAUAGAGACCUUCCACUUCGCCGACAUGGACCACAGCUACGUGCCCACGCGGGCCGAGAUCAAGAAGAAGGCGCAGCAGCUGGUGGACGACAAGCUCAAGGUGACCAAGAAGAAGAGGAAGUGACCUCCCGGCCCGCCCCGCUGUUACACAAAUAAACAUUUUUCUUGGACGGCUGGGCCCGGGACGCAGAGGCGGGGUCUGGCGGGGGAGGCGCGGUGUUCGCCGUGGAC
This is a messenger RNA of Talpa occidentalis (Iberian mole), 3921 nucleotides long. RefSeq names its product coiled-coil domain containing 183 (gene CCDC183). Bases 1946 to 3814 code for a protein of 622 amino acids. The record is from RefSeq and is a predicted model, not a curated record. Lineage: Eukaryota; Metazoa; Chordata; Mammalia; Eulipotyphla; Talpidae. The transcript has 14 exons.